AUGGCAUUCAAAUUCGUAUCUUUGUUCGCUUUGCUCGCUGUAGCCAGUGCUGGGAUUGUACCAGCUGCCCAGGUCUAUCAUGCUGCCCCCGCUGCUGUGGUAAAAACUGUUGCUCCAGCAGUUCAUGUCCAUGCCCAGCCAGUGUUGGCUAAAGCUGAUGAUGAAUACGAUCCUCAUCCCCAGUACAAAUACGGUUAUGAUGUUAAAGAUGCCGUCUCUGGUGAUACGAAAAGCCAAGUUGAGGAACGUGAUGGUGAUGUUGUACGUGGUGAAUACUCUUUGAUUGAUGCUGAUGGUUUCAAACGUACUGUUCAAUAUACGGCCGAUCCCGUUAACGGUUUCAAUGCUGUUGUCAAUCGUGAACCAUUGGUGGCUAAGGCUGUUGUUGCUGCUCCUGCUGCCGUAGUUAAGACUGUUGCUCCAGUUGCUCACUAUGCUGCCCCCGCCGCUGUUGUCAAGACUGUUGCUCCAGUUGCCCACUACACUGCUCCCGCUGCUGUUGUCAAGACUGUUGCUCCAGCUUACACCACUUACUCAGCUCCUGCUGUUGUUAAGACCGUUGCCCCAGCAUACACCACCUACUCAGCGCCAGCCACCUAUGUUGCCCAUCACUAA
This is a messenger RNA of Musca vetustissima, 615 nucleotides long. RefSeq names its product larval cuticle protein A2B-like. The coding region runs from base 1 to 615 and encodes 204 amino acids. The transcript has 2 exons. NCBI's taxonomy places the organism in Eukaryota, Metazoa, Arthropoda, Insecta, Diptera, Muscidae. The record is from RefSeq and is a predicted model, not a curated record. Gene Ontology annotation, cellular component: extracellular matrix.